Penicillium salamii is the source of this 1230-nucleotide messenger RNA. NCBI's taxonomy places the organism in Eukaryota, Fungi, Ascomycota, Eurotiomycetes, Eurotiales, Aspergillaceae. The record is from the annotation of a GenBank genome assembly.
AUGGCGAUGUGUAAUCUUCGUUUUAUGCGCACGUCGCCAAAAAUCGAUAUUCAACUGAACCAAAACCUCCCGAGCGACGUGGAUUACUACACAACGGGCAAUGUCGUGGAAGGCACUGUUUUUAUAACCGUGCCGCAUGGCUUACCGCUGGGCGCCGUACAAAUUCACCUCCAAGGGAUAUCGAAAAUCAAAUUCCAUCGAGCCCUACAGCAUGGACGAGCCAAUACCCAGCACACAUUUUUAUCUCUACGUCACCCCCAAGAUGAGACGAAGAUCCCAAUGCCAGCUAGUAUCACCGAAAAGAGCCACAGCUACCGUAUCCCGUUCAGUUUUGUCCUGCCCAACAAAUUGCCGCCCCGGUCCUGCAACCAUUUCACAAAAAGCAAACACAUCGAAAAUUCUCACAGGAACCUUCCCGCCACACUGGGAGACCGUGGGUGUCAAGCACAGAUCGAUGAGUUCCUCACCGAUAAAGCCUGUGUAUCAUAUCGCAUUCGAGUGAGAAUCUCGAAUCCCUUGGUUUCCAACUCCGUGUUGAGCAAGACAAAAUGCAUUCGAGUCAUUCCGCACUCUCUCGAAGAGCCACCCAUUGAAACCAUGGGAAACAAGCUCUACUUGACGCAUAUAAGAAAAGCUUUGAGCGAUGGGCCAUUCUGCAGUAAAUCUGGCUGGUUAUCUGUAGAGGCUUUGCAACCUCGAUCUAUCCGUCUACCCAAUCCUGAAACGACAAUGCAUGAGAACCUUGGCACCACGGCGACAAUCAACCUAGAAUUUGUGGGAAUGCAAAGUCCGCCAAAGCUUCGGACCAUUUCUAGCACUCUCAAAGUGCUCACAAUAUAUGGCGCGACGCCUUGGGAAAACCACCCCAGUGUCAUGUACUCACCAUCUUUGGGCAAUGGUAACCGACAAAUAUGCAGAGAUGACCUGCCGUUGUCAAAAGCAUGCAUCAAAACUGUCAAAUGGGAGAAGCAAAAGACCUUGUCACGCGAUGAUGAGAGACCCAGGGAUGGAUUCCAUGAAGGCGAUGCUUUGCUCCAACCCUCCAAGUGGAAAUAUUCAAUUGUGGCUCCCAUCACACUCCCCGAUACACACAGUUUGGUCCCUACCUUUCAUUCCUGCUUUGUUUCUCGGGUCUACUUGGUCGAAAUCUGUCUCUCCUAUUCUCAAAUUGGUGCGCUACAUGUUCCAUCAUAUGUAACUCUAAAAUUGCCUUUGCAGAUAACAAAAUAA